AUGUACAACCUCGUUAUCCUGUGUCUCGUCUCCCUUCUUGCAUACGUCUACAGCGUUAGAAACAGAAGACAACUUUCAGUACCUCCGGGCCCGAGGGGCAUCCCCCUCCUGGGCAAUGCGCUCCAGCUUCCCAAACAAUGUUAUUGGCUCACGUUCGCAGAAUGGGCCAAAACAUACGGCCCUGUCAUGCACAUCUCUAUUGUUUCGAGUCCAAUCAUCGUAUUGAGCUCCCGCGAGGCCAUCUCCGACCUUCUUGAGAAGAGGAGCCUCAUGUAUUCUGAUCGUCCGGUGGUCCCCAUGGCGGGCGAAUUGGCCGGUAUGGAGCAAUUCACCGCGUUGGCGCCGUACGGACAGCGUCAUCGGGAAGGACGAAAGCUGAUUCUCAGCGCGGUUAGCACUCGCAAAACGCCAGGACUACAUAUCAUUGAAGAAUCGAAGACAGCUGAUUUCAUCUCAAGGCUAGCCCGUAGCCCAUCCGAGCUCCGGUCCCAUAUUCGAUGGGUCGUGGCAAGCAUCGUACUCCAGAUCACUUACGGAAUCAAUGCGCUCGAUUGUGAUGACCCUUUCAUACGCAGAAUGGAGAGGGGGUUGAAAGAUUUCGACAAAAUCUCGGCCCCGGGUGCGUAUCUUGUUGAUGUGUUCCCCUUUUUGAAGCACAUACCAGAGUGGUUUCCAGGAGCGUCUUUCAAGAGGGUAGCGAGAGAAUUCAGGAGUCAGGGUCUCCAGUUGGAGAACAAACUAUACCAGACAGCUCGAGACCAACUGGACCACGGAACAGCCACGCAUUCGUUCGUGGCCGAUUUGCUUGCAAAAAAUCAUAGUCCUACUCCUGAGGAGCAUGAACUGUACCGACAAGUAUCUACUCAGUUCCUCGCUGCCGGCUGGGAUACAACAGUCUCGUCGCUUCUCUCGUUCUUCCUCAUCAUGGCCCAACAUCCUGAAAUCCAACGGAAGGCGCAAGCCGAAGUGGACGCCUCCGUCAGCGGUCGACUACCUAAAAUAAGCGACCGUAAAGAGAUGCCUUACCUCGAAGCUGUGCUCAAAGAGGUCCAUCGAUGGAACCCUGCAGUGCCCUUAGCCUUGCCGCAUAACGUACGCCGUGAAGACGUCUAUGCAGGCUUUCGUAUUCCCGCUGGUUCCACAGUGUUUGCGAAUACUUGGGCUGUGCUCCAUGACCCAGCCUUGUAUCCUCGUCCCGACGAAGUCAUCCCGGAGCGAUAUCUCGACAAGUCUGGCGAGCAAUCCGACUUGAACCCUGAUCCUCGAGACUUUGCCUUUGGCUACGGAAGACGGGUUUGUCCCGGACGGAUGCUUGCGGAAGACACCCUGUUCAUAGUUGCGGCGUCCGUGCUCGCAUCAUUCAACAUCGGUGAUGCUAUUCCUCGGGAAGGCGAGACGGUCAAAUAUGGUGGUGGUAUUGUUGUAAGUCACCCGGAUGACUUCACAUGCACCAUUAUCCCUCGCCGGUUUGUGUAA
This is a messenger RNA of Fomitopsis serialis, 1476 nucleotides long. Its product is annotated as cytochrome P450. Gene Ontology annotation, molecular function: iron ion binding; oxidoreductase activity, acting on paired donors, with incorporation or reduction of molecular oxygen; heme binding. Bases 1 to 1476 code for a protein of 491 amino acids. The transcript is spliced from 12 exons. NCBI's taxonomy places the organism in Eukaryota, Fungi, Basidiomycota, Agaricomycetes, Polyporales, Fomitopsidaceae. The record is from RefSeq and is a predicted model, not a curated record.